AUGUGGAAUAAUUGGGUUCCGAAAAAGGUAGCGAUUGUUGCGUGGAGGGCAGAGAUGGACCGACUCCCGUCGAAAUGUGCGUUGCUUCGUCGGAACAUUCCGGUUCAAAAUGAUCAAUGUGUCUUUUGUGGCGAGUGUUCGGAAACAAGCGAACAUAUAUUUUUAACUUGCCAGUUCGCUCAAAUUGUAUGGCAAAUCAUAGCUGAUUGGUGCAAUAUCCCCCCUAUAUUUGCUUUUGAUAUUAGCGACUUACUAAGCCCUACCGGUGUCCCCGCUAGUUCUAGGAAGAAGUGGAAAGCAGUACAUGCCAUUGUGCUAGUGACCUUUUGGUGCCUUUGGAAGAUGAGAAACGAAUCGGUUCAUAGACAGGGGGUCCCGAAUGUUACAAGGAUAGUGGAUGAAGUUAAAGCUAUGGCAUUCCUAUGGGUGAAGAAUCGAUCGAAAUUGGCGGCCUUAACAUGGGAGAAGUGGUGUCGGUUUGAUGUUGGUGGUUAG
Helianthus annuus (common sunflower) is the source of this 495-nucleotide messenger RNA. RefSeq lists its product as uncharacterized. The record is from RefSeq and is a predicted model, not a curated record. The transcript has a single exon. Bases 1 to 495 code for a protein of 164 amino acids. Lineage: Eukaryota; Viridiplantae; Streptophyta; Magnoliopsida; Asterales; Asteraceae.